AUGAUCCCCGAAGAUGCUCUGGACCAGGACAGCAUCCAGCGCAUCUGUAAAAAGAUCGACGCAAAACUGAUCGCGGUUAAAUCCGGGCACCACGACCCGUCUGCGCCAUAUCCUUACACUGAUGAAUACUCGCACGCUCUUCCAACCAGCCGAAACGAUCGCUCCCCAACACUGCGCUCGGAAUCCAUGCCGUCGAUGUCCAAAGUCGACACUCGUCGCUCCCGAGCGGCUUCUGUUCCUCCCGCGACGAUCCCGGAAAGACCAACUCUCAACACCGUCAUAUCCUGGACUUCCAAUGCAACGCGGCGCGUCGAGUACGAGAAAAUCGACCGUGCCCACAGCGGCGUCCGGGGUUUCCUGCGGCGAAUCCUGCCCCGGCGUCUUCGAAGCAAGGAUGGACGGCGGGGCUUCUUCACGGGUGAGUGUGACGGAGACAGCGUGAGGAGGUUUCGGUUGGACGUUAGCGAUGACGAUAGUGUCGCGGGGCAUCAGGAAGAGGAGGAUGCCACGCGCAAGGUAUCUGAAGGUGUCGAGUAUGAAGAUGAGAAGGGUGGAUCAAGGGUGAAAGUGGAGGUGGCAGUGGAAGAGGGAGACGUCCAUCGUCGCAAAAGCAGAACCAAAGCCACCAAGGACGGGGAAGAGGACAAGGCGAAAACUCGAAGGUGGUCGUGUUUCGACUUAUAA
Messenger RNA from Cladophialophora psammophila CBS 110553, 684 nucleotides. RefSeq lists its product as uncharacterized. Lineage: Eukaryota; Fungi; Ascomycota; Eurotiomycetes; Chaetothyriales; Herpotrichiellaceae. The transcript has a single exon. The record is from RefSeq and is a predicted model, not a curated record. The coding region runs from base 1 to 684 and encodes 227 amino acids.